GUCCCUCGUCCGCCGUCUAUUUAUCAGGGUCUGCGCUUCCGUCCCCCUUGAUCGGUGCAGGAGGAGAGGCAGCCCGCACGUAGGCGGCAUCACCGGAGGACGGCGGCGGGACAUUCCGGUUACGUCAGUCCCUGAUCUGCUGAAGAAGAUGGUGGAUCGUCUAGCAAACAGUGAAGCUAAUGCCAGGCGUAUAAAUGUAGUGGAAAGCUGCUUUGGAACAGCCGGUCAACCCCUGGCAAUCGAGGGCAGGGUUCUUAUCGGAGAAGGAGUCUUAACCAAGCUCUGCAGAAAGAAACCAAAAGCGAGGCAGUUUUUCCUGUUCAAUGACAUUCUGGUGUAUGGAAAUAUUGUCAUUCAGAAAAAGAAGUACAACAAGCAGCACAUCAUCCCCCUGGAGAACGUUACCAUCGACUCCAUCGAGGACGAGGGGGAUCUGCGCAACGGAUGGCUUAUCAAAACCCCCACCAAAUCGUUUGCAGUCUACGCAGCCACAGCUACGGAGAAAUCCGAAUGGAUGAACCACAUCAAUAAGUGCGUGUAUGAUUUAGUAUCCAAAAGUGGGAAGACCCCAAGCAAUGAACAUGCUGCCGUCUGGAUCCCCGAUUCUGAGGCUACCACGUGCAUGCGCUGUAAGAAAGUAAAGUUUACGCCCGUCAACCGGAGGCACCACUGCCGGAAAUGUGGGUUUGUUGUUUGUGGACCCUGUUCAGAGAAGAAAUUCCUUUUGCCCAACCAGUCGUCUAAGGCUGUGCGAGUGUGUGAUUUCUGCUACGACCAUCUGUCUAACGGAGACUUGCUUCCCUGUCAGUCUGGCCGAUCAGACUCCCUCUCCAGUUCUCCCAAAAUGGCAAACCACAUGUCCGAUGACGACGACGAAGACAGCAGUGACUGAAGGAGCUAAGACGCCUCUCGGGAGGACUGGUGAGAGGAAGGAAAAUGAAAUCUAGCUGCUUGUGCUGGGGAAUCCUAUAACGAACCUGGCUUUCAGUGGAGGACUGUGUGUACCCCCAGAUUGGUGAUACUCCUUUGCCUGAGAAUAUUUACCUACAUGUGCCUUGAUAUAACAAUCAUUUUGGUUCUUUCAGGGAAACCUUUUAUACGCUUUUUUUUUUUUAUUUUAUUUUUUUGCUCGUUCUUCUGCGCCAGCUC
Bufo bufo (common toad) is the source of this 1149-nucleotide messenger RNA. It is a transcript of the gene PLEKHF2, whose product is annotated as pleckstrin homology and FYVE domain containing 2. The record is from RefSeq and is a predicted model, not a curated record. Gene Ontology annotation, molecular function: phosphatidylinositol binding; metal ion binding. Lineage: Eukaryota; Metazoa; Chordata; Amphibia; Anura; Bufonidae. The transcript is spliced from 2 exons. The coding region runs from base 149 to 892 and encodes 247 amino acids.